AACCUUGUGAAAUCUCAGUAAACUGUUACAAGCAUCAGCAAAGAGUAAUUCAGAAAAACAAAUCCAUAUUUUCAUAGUCCGACCCUUUUAUCAAGUUAAAUCCUUUAAAAUGUUAGCCGGCUGCCCCGAUGAGCUGCCCAAUCCCCACAAGAAUUGCCUGCACGAGAUGCUGCAGGCAUUGAUCUGCAAUGAUAACGAUGUAAAGCGUCUAAACACAGAACUUCGGAAUCUUCAGCUGGAGCUGAAGGCAGAGCUGGACAGGAUUGACAAGGCGAACAUAAAGUGCGGUCACGAGAAGAAAGGCAAGGUGGUUUGCGAGAGCGUGGAAGAUGUAACCAAAUUUGCCCAGCGGAUCAACAGUUUGGAUGAGGUGAAAAGGCAUUUAACCAAGCGAAGUGAGGAGAUCCGAAAGAGGCGGGACAACAUUAUCAUCUAUGCACGGCAGUGCCUGUAUGCUUACAACGAGGAGAAGUGCAAAUUUAAAUCCUUUCACGAGAACACUGUGGACUAUAUUAAGCGCACAGCCGCCCUUUCCCAGGAUGCUGAGGUUAUACGUGGCUGCGAGAAGGACGUGUGCGAUCUACACAAGCGAUUCGUUCGAGAGGUGGCUAAGCUGAAAAGUUGCGAAUCAGAGUUGGAGCCCUUCUUUAAGCUUCUAAAAGACUCCGAUCCGAAGGGUCAUUGCGAGUGCUGUUGCUUCAAGGGCUAUGACUGGCUACCACAGGGCAAGAACGUCGAAUCCGUGGAUACGAUGGCCAACGAUAUUAAGGAACAGAUGGGCGAUGUCCUGGUGCGAGCUUUUGCUCAGCUGCACAUUCAUUCGCCGCAGGAUCCGCGGGCCUUCAUUGCCGCCUAUCUAAUGAACCUUGAUCGCAACGAGCAGGAUAUGAAGGAGAAGCUGGAUAUUUUCCAAGCAGAUCCUGAAGGGCAGCUGCAGGUGCUUUCGGACCCCACUUUCCACUGCGAGGAUACUUGUCCUGCACCUGAAUAAUGACUUCUUUUAGUUAAAUAGAAAAAUGAUUGCUUUCAAUUGACAAAAUUUAGCUUAACAAGUACCUCGCAAUCUUGGAAUUUAAGUUUAAAUAUUAUUAAAAUAUGCAAAAUUAAUCUUAAAAUGACAAGUCGUAGAUUUCUUCAGAAACUUUUAAUCAAUUCGAAAUAAAAUCGCAAUACAUUUUAGACACA
Molecule: messenger RNA, 1185 nt
Organism: Drosophila eugracilis
Lineage: Eukaryota; Metazoa; Arthropoda; Insecta; Diptera; Drosophilidae
Exons: 1
Coding region: 110-991 (293 amino acids)
Cellular component (GO): Set1C/COMPASS complex
Source: RefSeq, a predicted model, not a curated record